AUGUCUAAGCUCUAUCCAGGUGCCAUCCCUCGCCUAAACCAAACGGAGUAUUACCAGCGGAGCACUCAGAUCAAUUCCCCAAAUCUUGCAGAUAUUAAUCACGAAAAGUCUCAAGUCACAUCUCCAUUGUUGGAAUCUCUUGAUCUGCCUCAAAAUACAGAAUACGAGAUCGUGGCUCCGUACGAGGUGGAUCACAAUGGCAACUACAUCUCUCAUGCUGUGGCCCACCAUCACCGCAGGAGAAGGCGGGAGACAGACAGCCAAUGGGGCCACCUUGACAACAUUCUCCACUUCAAGCUGCACGGUCUGGGUCGAGACUUCCACAUGACGGUCCAGGCCUCUCACGAUCUCAUAGCACCGGGUUUUACCGUCCAAGUCUUGGGGAGAAAGGGCACUAAAAGCCUCCAGAGGUUCCCAGAGGCUGACCUCUGCUUCUACCAAGGAGCCCUGAGGUCAGAGGUCAACUCCUCGGUGGCCCUGUCAACCUGCUCAGGGAUGUCAGGUUUGAUCAGAACUCAGGAUGGAGACUUCCUCUUAAAACCCCUGCACUUGCAUCAGGCCAUGCUGGACAACUACACAGCACCAGCAAACCACCAUCCGCACAUCCUUUACAAGAGGUCUACACACACGCCGUCUACAGACAGCCACAGAGACAAGAGAUCUACAGACACUCCUACAGAAAGCAGGAGGGCCGGGUGGCCGACAGACACCAAGCCGGACGGGCAAAGAGACAGAGGAUUCACAGGGACGCAGAAGAAAGCGGAGGAACAUAAUCGUCGACGCCACGGUUUCCAUAACGACAGCAGACGCGGCAGAGGACAGAAACAGCAUUUCUGUGGAAGAAGGAAGAAAUAUAUGCCCAAGCCGCCCCAGGACGACCUGUAUAUUUUACCAGACGAGUACAAGUACGCUGGCAGAGGCAAACGCGCAGUCAUGUUCAAGACAAACUCCAACCAAAAGCUGAACGUAGAGACCUUAGUGGUGGUGGACCGCAAGAUGAUGGAGAACCAUGGUCACGAGAAUAUAACCACUUAUGUCCUGACUGUACUAAACAUGGUCUCAACCCUGUUUAAGGAUGGAACAAUCGGAGGAGACAUCAAUAUAGUCAUAGUAGGACUUAUCCUUCUGGAUGAAGACCAGGAGGGUCUUGUCAUCAGUCAUCAUGCUGAUCACACUCUGAACAGUUUCUGCCAGUGGCAGUCCGGGCUGGCAGGGCAGACGGGCCGACGUCAUGACCAUGCCGUCCUCCUCACGGGCCUGGACAUCUGCUCCUGGAAGAAUGAGCCCUGUGACACCCUGGGUUUUGCUCCAAUCAGUGGGAUGUGUAGCAAGUACCGGAGCUGUACCAUCAAUGAGGACACAGGGCUGGGUCUGGCUUUUACCAUAGCUCACGAGUCUGGACACAACUUUGGAAUGGUCCAUGACGGUGAGGGAAACGUGUGUAAGAAGUCAGUGGGCCACAUAAUGUCUCCUACUUUGGCUGGCCACAAUGGAAUCUUCUCCUGGUCCUCCUGCAGCAGGCAGUACCUCAGCAGAUUCCUCAGCACUGCCCAGGCCACCUGUUUGUCGGAUGAACCCCAGGCAGUGAAAGAGUUCAAGUAUCCCGAGAAGCUUCCAGGGGAGCUGUACGAUGCGGACACCCAGUGCAAGUGGCAAUUCGGAGAGAAGGCCAAACUUUGUACCCUGGACUUCAAGAAGGACAUCUGUAAAGCCCUGUGGUGCCAUCGCGUUGGGAGAAAAUGCGAAACCAAGUUCAUGCCAGCCGCCGAGGGCUCCGCCUGCGGCCCAGACAUGUGGUGUCGCCGUGGGCAGUGUGUGAAGCAGGGAGACGAGGGUCCCAUGCCGGUCCACGGCCACUGGUCAGCCUGGUCGGGAUGGUCCAGCUGUUCCCGUAGCUGUGAGACUGGUGUGACCUACAGAGAGAGACACUGUAACAACCCCAGGCCGAUGUACGGAGGGAGGUUCUGUGAAGGCUCGUCGCGGUCGUACAAAAUGUGUAACACGGAGGACUGUCCUGCGAACAGCGUGGACUUCAGAGCCGUUCAGUGCGCUGAAUUCAACAGCAAGCCCUUCCGAGGCUGGUACUACAAGUGGACGCCCUACACUCGGGUGGACGACCAGGACAUGUGUAAGCUCUACUGUUUGGCCGAAGGCUACGAUUUCUUCUUCGCUCUGUCCAGCAAAGUGAGAGAUGGGACGCAGUGCAGCCAGGACAGUUCCAAUGUGUGCAUUGACGGACUGUGUGAGAGGGUUGGCUGCGACCGAAUUUUGGGCUCUACAGCUGUGCGAGAUAUGUGUGGAGUCUGCAAAGGGAACAAUUCAACCUGCAAAAUCUACAAAGGCCAAUACACAAAACAGCACUACACCAAUCAGUAUUAUGGAAUGGUCACCAUUCCGGCUGGGGCACGCAGUAUCCAAGUUCUGGAACUGAACACUUCCAGCUCAUACUUGGCCAUCAGAAAUAGCCAGAGAAAAUACUAUUUGAAUGGCCGCUGGACUGUGGACUGGCCUGGAAGACAUUCCAUCGCUGGAGCUGUGUUUGACUACAAGAGGCCUUACAAUCGACCUGAGAGUCUUACCUCAACUGGACCAACCAAUGAGACGCUAGUGAUUGAGAUUCUUCUCCAGGGCUGGAACCCGGGAGUACGGUGGGAAUACACGCUUGCCAAAACGGACACGGACAAGAUGAACCAACCCAAGCACAACUACACCUGGGCCAUCAUUCGCUCUCCCUGCUCCGCCUCCUGUGCUGGAGGUCAGAUGAGUACAAAGUCAGCUUGUUACAAAGAUAUGAGGGUCCAGGUGAACUCUUCUUACUGUAACCCAAGAACUAGACCUUCUACAGGCCUGGUUGCCUGUAACACCCAACCCUGUCCACCAAGCUGGAGCGUUGGAGACUGGGGUGCCUGCAGUCGCAGCUGCGGAGCGGGCGAGCAGAUCCGGCAGGUGCGGUGUACCCAGAGGAUCGGGCCCAGUCAGGUAAACCCGGUGCAAGAAACACAGUGUAUGCAGCCAGCUCCACUGCACAGGCAGGCCUGCAACACACGCUCCUGUCCCCCUGAGUGGACCACUGGACCCUGGUCUCAGUGCUCCCGAAAGUGCGGUAAAGGGCUCAGGAAGAGGAGGGUGACGUGUAUGACCGCCAACCCUGGAGCUCAUGCUCACGCCCUACCUGACGCCCUGUGCCUGGCCCAGCCCAAACCCAGCAGUCAGGAGACCUGCAUGCUCAAACGCUGCCCCAAACAGCGCAAGGUCCAGUGGUUCAUCUCCACAUGGCAGGAGUGUUCAGUAACAUGUGGUAAAGGUCUUCAGACACGUUUCAUUAAAUGUGCUGAGAAGGAUGUGGUAGGGAAAUACAGAGAGCUGGCACCCAAAAAGUGUCACCAUGUGCCCAAACCAUCUGUGGAGCUGCAGAGAGCGUGCGUCUUGGCAGACUGUCCCAGUGCCAUACACCAGAAAGCAGACUGGUAUACCUCCCCCUGGUCUCAGUGUACAGUGUCUUGUGGAGGAGGGGUACAGGCACGCUCUGUUCAAUGCCUUCUCAACGGCAGACCCUCUUCAGGGUGUCUCCUCCAUCUGAGACCUGCCAUGUCCCAGGCCUGUAACACCCACUUCUGCGCACAGCCUGAGAAAAAAGACGAUGUCUGCAAAGACUAUUUCAACUGGUGUUACCUUGUGCCACAGCAUGGAGUUUGUAACCACAAGUUCUACGGGAAACAAUGUUGCAAGUCCUGCUCUCAUACGAAUCUAUAA
This is a messenger RNA of Chanos chanos (milkfish), 3753 nucleotides long. RefSeq names its product ADAM metallopeptidase with thrombospondin type 1 motif, 16 (gene adamts16). Gene Ontology annotation, cellular component: extracellular matrix. The record is from RefSeq and is a predicted model, not a curated record. Bases 1 to 3753 code for a protein of 1250 amino acids. Gene Ontology annotation, biological process: extracellular matrix organization; proteolysis. The transcript has 23 exons. NCBI's taxonomy places the organism in Eukaryota, Metazoa, Chordata, Actinopteri, Gonorynchiformes, Chanidae. Gene Ontology annotation, molecular function: metalloendopeptidase activity.